Molecule: messenger RNA, 3546 nt
Organism: Pelmatolapia mariae (spotted tilapia)
Lineage: Eukaryota; Metazoa; Chordata; Actinopteri; Cichliformes; Cichlidae
Gene: ankrd33ab
Product: ankyrin repeat domain 33Ab
Exons: 5
Coding region: 237-1595 (452 amino acids)
Molecular function (GO): protein binding
Source: RefSeq, a predicted model, not a curated record
UGAAGACUCAACGAAGACUCCUCCUCUUAGUUUUAUGUCAUGAUGACAACAUGUGGGAUGGAAAUGGGUAAAGUAUCUGUUCACAGGCCUGGGAGGAAACGGCUCCUCUCCAAACACAGCAGGAGGGCUGAAAUCAGAAGUCAUUUAGCACGAGUCACAGAUAAAUGCUGACAGGUUCAUGCUACUUAUGAUGUAGACAAAGGCAUUUGGGCCCAUUCCACCUGUUCUGCUGGAAGAUGGCCACUGCAGCGGAGGACCCCCACCUGGGAUCAGGCCCUGACGAUAGCGAAGUGUCUCCAUCCGGGAGAGAGUCAGACUCAGAUAGCAUUCUUUCGGAUGACUCGGUUCUUCCAGACUACACGCCAGAGACAAGAAAUGGGAGUGCAGCAUCAACACUGUAUCAAGCGUGCGCCCGCAAUGAACCGGUCUCUCUGCAGACAGUGCUUGAGAGGGGGGUCACAAAAGAAGAGGUGAUGGAGCUGGACAUCAAUGGCUGGAAUGGUUUAAUGGUGGCGUGCUGUAAAGGUUUCCUAGAGAUCGUACAUGGACUUCAUACCUGUCCAUAUAUUGACAUAAAUCACCAGGACAAUGAAGGCAACACAGCACUGAUGAUUGCAUCCCAAGCAGGUCACAUCAUGACAGUGACGUAUCUCCUGAACUAUUAUCCUGGAAUAGACACAGAAAUAAGGGAUUGUAGAGGUUUCACAGCUCUCAUCAAAGCUGCAAUGACUGGCCGCACUGACGUUGUGGCAGCCCUUGUUAUGGCUGGGGCUGACAUACAUGCAGUAGAUUCCACCAGAGGAAGAUGUGCUCGGGACUGGGCCUUUAAGACAGGUCGCUACGAGACCUUGCACCGUCUCCGUCGCCUCAAUAUGCGUCCAAGAGCUGAGCAGUUCUGUGAGGGUUAUGUCCCUGAGUGGCCUGAGCUCAAGGAGAGAGUAGCCAAGGCCGUAUCUCAGAAAACUCCCAGGGAAAAAAUUGCCCAGCAGAUCAAAGACACCUUUGGAUUCAGAUUACCUCGUGACCCCGAGGACAACGGGGUGUUGGACCACAUGGUGCGCAUGACCACCAGUGUCUACAGUCCUCUGAUUUCAACUGGAUGUCGUCCACUCUGCCCCACGAGCCCUCCAGAGAUUGGCAAGAAGCGUCUGGCCGUACAAGAGCUGGUCAGCAAACAUACAAAAAAGGACCUUGAGGAAACCUCAGUGUGCCACAGUAAUGGCUCAGUGUCGCACAUUAUCCCCACAAUCCACUCUGCGGAGUCAAUUGCUACGACAUGCUGUGCCGACACCGAACGGCGAGGCAGUAUGCUCUCCACCAAAGCUGCCGCAACUUUUAUUUCCCGGAGUAUGGGGAGGCGGAACAGCGUGUUCCCCUCUGGCUGCAUCCCAAAGAUCAAUGUAGACAGGCCAACAGAAGCAACGCCAAAGAAAGAAAAGAAGAAGAAGAGGGAAAAGGGCUAUCUGGAACCACCCAAGUGGAAGUACAAGGAGAUCAAGGAUGAGAAAAAAAAGGACAAGAAGAAGGCUGAAAAAGAAAAGGAAGAAAAGGAGAAAAAGAAGAAAGAAAAGGACAGCAAGAAGGCCAAAAAAUAAGGAUUUAAAAAAGAAAGGGCUGUACAAAAUAUCCUUUGUGAGAAAAGUGUGUGUCUGUUCAACUCAGGGCUUAAAAUGUUCAAACCAAAGAGCAUUCAAGUGAAUACUAAACUUAAAUCUGAAAGGGAGUGACAGAGGAAGAGAACUGUAAAGACUCUUCAGGGAAGGUUUGAAGUACAGUUAAGCCCAAAAUUAUUCAUACCCUAUGCAAAAAUUGCUAAUUUCAUAUUUUUGUCUAUGAAAAGAUGGACUGAGAAAACUUUGGUUUCAAUCCAUUUUAGUUAUGGCAGAUUACAAACCAAUACAUCAAAUCUGGUUUCUUUGCUCUUGACUUAAAGGUUACAUAAUCAACAUUUUAGGUUUUUAUGCAUGUCCAUAAUUAUUCAUACCCCUGUAUGAUCAUAGAAUGAUCAUGGAGUUUAAGCUAUUGUUGGGUGUCAAAAGUAGGGGUCAUCAUUAUUAAUGCCAAACCUAUAACCCACUACCCUUAUGCAAUCCCUUUUGCACCCUGUUAUGUCAUAAACUGAAAUAAAUUCAGUGACUGUGUGCAUUCAUUCUCACUUCAUGGUCAACAGUCAAACCAUUGACAUGGCGAAGAAGAAGGAACUGAGUGAAGACCUUCGGUCGCGCAUUGUGAAUGCACACAAGGAUGGUAAAGGCUAUAAAGCUAUAGGAAAGCAAUUUCAAGUGCCAGUGGCUACGGUACAGAGCAUUAUCACCAAGUUCAAGAAGUUCCACACUGUAGAGAAUCUCAAGGGGCGUGGCCGGAAACCAAAGAUGACAUCAAGAUUGUCAAGAAAAGUUGUGAGACAGGUCAGCAAUAAUCCUCGGAUCACCACCAAAGCUAUCCUGAAAAACUUAAGUGACUCUGGAACCACCAUAUCAAGGCAGACACUCCAGCGCACAUUGCACAAUGAGGGCCUCCGUGGAUGCCGGCCAAGGAAGACUCCACUCCUCCAGCCUAGGCAUGUAAAAGCCAGACUAGCCUUUGCAAAAGCACAUAUCGACAAGGAUGCAAGCUUUUGGUUGUCGAUGCUGUGGUCUGAUGAGACAAAAAUGGAGCUUUUUGGCCACAGGGAUGUGGCCUUCGUUUGGAGAAGGAAAGGUGAAGCGUUCCAACCGAAGAACACAAUCCCGACAGUCAAGCAUGGUGGUGGAAGCAUUAUGCUUUGGGGAUGUUUCUCUGCCAGUGGGCCUGGCAAUCUAAUCAAAGUGAAUGGCAUCAUGAAAAAGGAACAGUACAUGGAGAUAUUGGAGGAAAACAUCAAGCAGUCAGCAGAAAAACUUGAUCUGGGGCAGCAGUGGAUCUUCCAGCAGGACAAUGAUCCUAAGCACACAGCGAAAGUAGUCAAGAAAUGGUUAAAGGACAAUAAUGUGACUGUUUUGGAGUGGCCAAGCCAGAGCCCAGACCUGAACCCGAUCAAAAAUCUGUGGAGGGAGCUUAAGACACGAGUUUCAGCAAGAAGACCUUCUAACCUCAAUGACUUGGAGACCUUCGCAAAAGAGGAAUGGGCAAAAAUCCCUGCUGAAGUCUGCAGAAACCUGAUCAGCAACUACCGAAAGCGUUUGCAAGCUGUCAUUGCAAACAAAGGCUAUGCAAUUGACUAUUAAUCAUGGGGUAUGAAUAAUUAUGGACAUACAUAAAAACCUAAAAUGUUGAUUAUGUAACCUUUAAGUCAACAGCAAAGAAACCAGAUUUGGUGUAUUGGUUUGUAAUCUGCCAUAACUAAAAUGGAUUGAAACCAAAGUUUUCUCAGUCCUUCUUUUCAUAGACAAAAAUAUGGAAUUAGCAAUUUUUGCAUAGGGUAUGAAUAAUUUUGGGCUUAACUGUAUCUACGCUAAAAGCAGUACCCAUAUUUGGAGUUAAUGUGAAAAAUAAGUCUAUUAUUCUAUUAGGGAUUAAAAGACUUUAAAGAGCUUCUUUUUAAAAAAAAAAAAAAAAAAAGAAGAA